Nymphaea colorata (pocket water lily) is the source of this 3001-nucleotide messenger RNA. Its product is annotated as cysteine-rich receptor-like protein kinase 6. The record is from RefSeq and is a predicted model, not a curated record. Lineage: Eukaryota; Viridiplantae; Streptophyta; Magnoliopsida; Nymphaeales; Nymphaeaceae. Gene Ontology annotation, biological process: protein phosphorylation. Bases 591 to 2624 code for a protein of 677 amino acids. The transcript is spliced from 7 exons. Gene Ontology annotation, molecular function: ATP binding; protein kinase activity.
CCCUGAUGGGUGGCAAAGUUUAGCAGUCGCACUGUACAAAGGAACACGAAGAAGACCCUUCUGCCUUCUCUUUUUCCCCCGUCUUCAACGUAAAUGCAAAGUAUGUGGUCCCUGCAAAAUUUUGGGGAAAAACAUCCACCUGUUCACAUCCGCAUGCAGUUCCCCAUCCUUCCCUCCAAAUACAACCAUCGAUUUAUUUGCUCUUAGGUACCCAUCAAACCAAUUGAACCAUCAAUUAUUGUGCUUGGAACAACCAUUAGAGGCAAACGAUUGACAAUCUUUCAAGAGAUUAAGGCAUCAGACUGAUGCUCUAAUUUUCGUCUCUCCUCCUCCGAAUCCGCUUCCAUGGGAACGAACAACCUCCAGCCAUGGGACUGGAAAUGAAAGAAGAAGGCAAGUAAGGCAGCAAUCAGCUUGGGGCUGUAUGACCUUCGCAUGUGCUGACUGGACCCAACUACCAAAAAUCUGGAAGGACUAAAACUCAGUUUGACGAAGUCGACAAGAAGAGCUGAGAAGAUCGACCAUAAAAGAAGCGCCUGCUCUUUCCCCUGCGAUGCUGCGAGCCUGAAAGCAUCUCCAACCGCACGGUGAUGGCUGCAACUCGGUGUCUCACUCUCUUCAUAUUUCUUCUUCCUCUUUUCCUCGUUGCUGAGGCCCAGAGCCCCUACUACAACUGUCCCAACACCGGCCCAACCUUCGCCGCAGGGACUGCCUACGAGAAAAACCUCAACACCCUCUUGGCCUCUCUCAGAGCCAAUGCUUCCGUGAGUCCUAGCUUUUUCUACAACACCACAGUGGGCAGGAGCCCCGACCAAGUCUAUGGCUUGGUGCAGUGCCACACAGACAUCUCUCCCGAUGACUGCAGUUUUUGCGCCGUGUCUUCUGCCUCUCAAAUCCUCCAAGUGUGUCCCAGUGCCAAAAUUGCUGUGAUAUGGUUCGACAAUUGCCUCUUACGCUACUCGAGUGUCGAUUUCUUUGGCGUGGUAGAUAGCUCCCAGCUGGCUCUGGUUAACACCAAUGGCAUCUCUAACCCCUCACAGUUCAAACCAGUUGCUAUAUCCUUAUUCAAUAAUCUCAGCGCGUCGGCUACCACCAAUAAAUCCCGCUUCUACACCACCGGUGCUGUUCCCUACACAGAUAACACGACGCUCUACAGCUUGGUGGAAUGCACAAGAGACUUGUCUCCGAAAUUCUGCGGUUCUUGUUUGAACAAUUCCAUUAGAUCCAUGUCACAGUGUUGCAUAGAUAAACAAGGAGCUAGAAUUCUGUCCGGGAGUUGUGUUAUUAGGUAUGAGAUUUAUCCUUUCUUCGGAAACUUAUCAACGCUGACGCCUCCCAAAGCACCGCCUGCUUCGCCGCCGGCGCCUAACGGGUCUACCUCUCCGGUGCCACCACCCCCAUUAGCUACGAAUAAUUCAUCAGGAUCUGGUAGGAGUUCCUCGAAGCGUAAAACUGUCAUCAUCGCCACAUCAGUAGCGAUACCAGCGGGAUUGCUACUGUGCAUUCUGUUGGUGUGCUUGGUCGCGAGAAAAAGGAAAGCAGAGGCACAACCACAAGCUAGGAGUGAAAUAGGAGGCCAUGAUUCCAUAAUUUUUGACCUUAAUUCUCUUAGAGCUGCAACCAACAACUUCUCUGAAGCAAAUAAGCUUGGGCAAGGUGGCUACGGUCCCGUCUACAAGGGUACGCUAUCCGAUGGUCAGGAAAUUGCAGCGAAAAGACUUUGCAGAAAUUCUGGUCAGGGAACUGCCGAGUUUAAAAAUGAAGUGCAAUUGGUUGCCAAACUCCAACACAGAAAUUUGGUUAGGCUUCUUGGCUGUUGCUUCGAAGGAGAAGAGAAGAUACUUGUCUAUGAGUACGUGCCUAACAAAAGUCUUGAUCAUUUUCUAUUUGAGGAUGCUUCUAAACGUGGACAGCUGGACUGGAUGACACGAUUUAAGAUCAUUCUGGGAAUUGCAAGGGGCCUCCUGUAUCUUCAUGAAGAUUCCAGGCUCACAAUUAUUCAUAGAGAUUUGAAAGCGAGCAACGUCUUGUUAGAUAAAGAUAUGAAUGCCAAGAUAUCAGACUUUGGAAUGGCAAAGCUUGUUGGUUUGAACCAGACACAGGGCAGUACUAGCAAUAUUGCUGGAACAUAUGGAUACAUGUCACCCGAGUAUGCAAUGCAAGGUCAGUUCUCCCUUAAAUCGGAUGUUUUCAGCUUCGGAGUUUUGCUGUUAGAAAUUAUUAGUGGUGAGAAAAAUUCUAGUUUCUACCAAGCAGCUCGUGCUGAAGACCUUGUCGGCUAUGCAUGGAGGCUCUGGAGGGAAAACAGAGGACUAGAAGUGAUAGAUAAAACAAUGCCCGGUCAACUCCAGAAAAGUGAAAUGCAGAGAUGCAUCCAUAUAGGCUUACUGUGUGUCCAAGAAAGUCCAGUUGACAGACCAACCAUGUCUCAAGUGGUGCUCAUGCUCGGAAAUACGUCAAUGACACUUGCAAUCCCUUCUCCUCCAGCCUUUUUGGGAGGGAUCAGCAAAGUUCAAUCAGAAACUGAAUCACAUGUCACCUCCUCCACUCCAGAUCAUUCCAUGGGUAGCACACCGAAGUGGUCGGUAAAUGAUGUGUCAAUUUCUGAACUAGAAGCACGGUAGAAUUGAUUGUCUAAUGCAGUGUGAUUUAGUAGCCAGUGCUUCCAAAUGCAACAGAAGAACUACCGUUGAGCGAACCAGGCACCGUUAUGUUUGCUUGCUGAUUUUAAGUCCUAUUUCUGUUUACCAAUUGUCUCUUAAGAUCUUUUGUCGCAUUAACAUAUGACACAUGAUGUUGUACAAGUGUACCAAUCAACUGUAAGGGAUUACUAUAGAAUGAUGGCACGGUAUUACCAUUGUGAGACAAACAGCCACAGGUUUCAGGCACAGAGGGGGCUACAAAUCAUCUCUUGGUGACAUAAUGUUCGUCCUGUAAUGAAAUGUUGUAGUACAAUACGCAUAAAGGUGUUGUGGGAAGGCUUUAAUUAGUGGUAGAACAA